Messenger RNA from Paramecium octaurelia, 291 nucleotides. The record is from the annotation of a GenBank genome assembly. Lineage: Eukaryota; Ciliophora; Oligohymenophorea; Peniculida; Parameciidae.
AUGAACAGGAAGGUAUGUAAUUCAUUAUUAUAGAAAGUGGAGAGAAUCCCCAGAUAACCUUUCUGGAUUUUGCCGUUAGAGAAUUAGAAUAUAGAAUUAAUUAAAGGAAAUAUUGCUGAUACAGAGUUAUUUCUUAUUGGAGUAUUGCUAUUGAGUCUAACUGCACCAAUAACUCAAAGUUGGAUAAUGUGGGGGCAUCGGCAGCUGUUGCAUUUUUAGAAUGCUUUGUUGAAAGGAAGGCGAGAGGGAUGCUUCUUGAUCUUGCUAAUGUGCCAGUAAUUGAAAAAAUGA